This is a messenger RNA of Peniophora sp. CBMAI 1063, 2058 nucleotides long. NCBI's taxonomy places the organism in Eukaryota, Fungi, Basidiomycota, Agaricomycetes, Russulales, Peniophoraceae. The record is from the annotation of a GenBank genome assembly.
AUGCCGCGCGGUAUACCCAACGUCAAGCGCGAUGAGAGUGUGGGGUUGAAACACUCUCUAUUCAAUGUACCUUUGCCCUUGAAUCCCAAACAUCAGGGCAGCUCGUACUUGCGUUCUGAAACGCAGACAAUAUGGGCUCGGAACUCCAUGCAACAACGACUAUCUGCGCCCCCUCCUCGUGAAGAGGGUAGAAAAGGAUCGAAAGUCAUAGUCAUCGACCCUGGCUCUCGCAACUUGCGCAUUGGGCGCGCAUCAGAUAUCAACCCCGUGUCGGUCUCAAACUGCAUCGCGCGACGCACAGUACCUCCAGUACCUCCGCCGCAAUACCACGAAACUCUCAAGCGCCCUGGCGCAUCUUCGACCGAUGUGGAUGGCACUGACCGCGCGGCGCAGGGGUUAGAACCAGAAUAUAAUCAUGAAGACGUAAUGAAUGUCAUGCACGGCAUACUCCGUGGCAGAAUGGAGUUCUACAAGCUGCGCAUAACGCCCGACGCAUCCGCUAAAGCCUCGGCCUUCAACGCACAAUCUCAACCUGAGAUUAUACCUGACGAGAAUGACCCAUUUCACAUUGACUUCAUCCACGAAGUCCCCGAAGGGAAGAACUUCUUAGUCGGCGAAGACGCGUUGAGGCUGGCGGACCCGCAGAAGAUGGGGUUCACUCUACGAUGGCCGAUCUUUGGGAAUAGGUUCAAUACGAGAGAUUACCCGGAUAAGAGGGUGAUCUCUGAUGACUUGGAUACGAUCAUCGCUACGACAUUGAGUGAGAAACUUGGGAUUGAACGGAGGGACUUCAAGGACUAUUCAGUCAUCUUGAUCGUCCCCAACUUUUACGAGAGGUCGUACCUGCAAGAGUUCGCACAUCUACUCAUGGUCACUAUGGGCUUUAAGCAGAUGUGCGCGCAGCAGGAUGCGCUCGCAGCUACAUACGGAGCGGGACUGUCCACCGCUUGUGUUGCCAACAUCGGAGCGACCAGCGUCAGCAUCGCAUGUGUAGAAGACGGCAUGGUCGUACCUGAGACGAGGAUGUACUUGAACUUCGGUGGCGAUUGCAUAACAGAGUUCCUACACCAUCUACUUACGAAAGUCGACUUCCCAUACAAAGACUUCAACCUGUCACGGUCUUACGAUUGGCGCGUGAUGGAAGAACUGAAGAUCAAGCUCUGUACUCUCAACGAGCACAAUGUUGCUCUGAAUCUGUACGACUUUAUUGUCCGUGCGCCCGGAAAGCCGGCUGAGAAGUACGGACUGCGAGCGUACGACGAGGUCAUCCUCUCCGUGAUGUGUCUUUUUGAACCUCGCAUCAUCGACCACGACCGGCGCAAGAUAGGUCAAACGCCGAUUCACCACCCGGACGUCGUCGACGACGUGUAUGAUACUCGCGAAAACAUGGAAGGAUAUAACCCGGAGCUUGUGACCAAUGCGAUGAUGAUCUCCACCAAGCAUCUCUUGGAUAAGCAGAAGGAGCGAAUCGCCGCUCAGCAGGCAUCACAACAGCCUCCAGAAGCGCCUGCUGAAGGAUCAGUACCACCGGCAGAACCGACCCUCGAAAACGGUACACCACUCGCAGAGAACGGUACCUCCACGGCAAAUAUGGACGUCGACACGUCAGAAGCGGCCCCUCCUCCUCCUACUCUCACGACGCCUCCGAUACCCCCGACACCCGACUCCACUCCCAUACAGCAGAUCGACAUUCCAUACGAGGCCAGUCAGCUGCCACUGGACGUCGCGAUCUACAACUGCUGUCGAGGCGUUGAGAAUGAGGCGAGGUUGAAGAAGUGGCUAAGCAGUGUGCUUCUUGUCGGCGGAACCUCCCAGGUUCCAGGCAUGUCGUAUCAGAUUGAAAGUCGUUUGCAGUCCAUCAUCAUGCAGUCAUACCCAGACGCCUCUCGAAGCAUCACCGUGCUGCCUGCGCCCAAGGAAGUGGAUCCGCAUGUUCUUGUUUGGAAGGGCGCGUCGGUACUGGGAAAGAUGGAUGGGGUCGCGGAUCUAUGGUUGACGGCUGCGGAUUGGGACAUCCUAGGUAUGCGCGGGCUUCGCGAACGUUGCUUCUUCCUCUAG